Messenger RNA from Salarias fasciatus (jewelled blenny), 2010 nucleotides. RefSeq names its product chemokine (C-C motif) receptor 6b (gene ccr6b). NCBI's taxonomy places the organism in Eukaryota, Metazoa, Chordata, Actinopteri, Blenniiformes, Blenniidae. Gene Ontology annotation, biological process: G protein-coupled receptor signaling pathway; calcium-mediated signaling; positive regulation of cytosolic calcium ion concentration. Gene Ontology annotation, cellular component: external side of plasma membrane; membrane. Gene Ontology annotation, molecular function: C-C chemokine binding; C-C chemokine receptor activity. The transcript has 2 exons. The coding region runs from base 140 to 1228 and encodes 362 amino acids. The record is from RefSeq and is a predicted model, not a curated record.
UGAGAUAAAGGCUGCAGACAUUUGCAGUGGUUCAUGACAAGCUGAAGGUGUGGCACAUGAGCAGAGUCACACUUGUUUCACUUCACAGCAUCAGACCAUCAGGAUACCUGGCUGAGAUCGAAAAAGAAAAAAAGAAAAAAUGGAGCUGGUGACUUCUCUGGAUUAUAGUGCCACUACAGAUUACACGUUCCCCACAGAUGAGCUCUGCAUCCUGGACCCCGACCCCGCGGAUGUCACCGCCCAGACCAUCAUCCACUCCAUCAUCUGUGCCUUCGGCCUGAUCGGCAACGCCCUGGUCGUGAUCACCUACAUCUUCUACAAGAGGACCAAGACCAUGACGGACGUCUAUCUUUUCAACGUGGCGGUGGCAGACCUGAUUUUCGUGGCGUCCCUGCCGUUCAUCAUCUACAACGAGCAGCACGACUGGGCGAUGGGCCCCGUGGCUUGUAAGAUGCUGCGCUCGGCCUACAGCGUCAACCUCUACAGCGGCAUGCUGCUGCUGGCGUGCAUCAGCGGCGAUCGCUACGUCGCCAUCGUCCUGGCCAGACGCUCCUUCGGCGCCCGUUCAAAGGUCCUCGUCUACAGCCGAGCCAUCUGCGCGGCAGUUUGGGUUUUUGCUGUGGCUUUGACUCUGCCCACGUUCAUCUACACCCAGCGCUUCGAAGAGCAAGAUCUGGACAAAGACAGCGUCACCGUCAUGUGUCAGAUGUCGUUCAGGCACAAAGAAACGGCGAAGGUCAUGAAGGUGCUGGUGCCCAGCUGCCAGAUGGCCGUCGGCUUCCUGCUGCCCCUGUGUGUCAUGGUGUUCUGCUACUCCGGCAUCAUGUGCACCUUGCUGCGAGCGCAGAGCAGCCAGAGGCACAAGGCCAUCCGGGUGGUCCUGGCGGUCGUGGUGGUCUUCGUCGUCUGCCACCUCCCCUACAACGUCACUCUGCUGAUCCACACGCUCUCUCUUUUUCAAGUGAGGAGCUGCGAGGCGGAGAGGAUCAAGCUGCAGGUUCUGGCCAUUUUCAAGAGUGUGGCGUUCCUCCACUGCUGCCUCAACCCCAUCCUCUACGCCUUCAUCGGGGUGAAGUUCAGGAGCCACUUCAGGCAGAUCAUGGCGGACAUCUGGUGCCUCAGCAAGAAGUACAUCUACUCCGCUCGCUCGUCACGCAGGACGUCUGAGGUUUGCAUCUCAGGCUUCAAGUCGUCGGAGGGGUCAAACAUGUCAUCCUUCAGCGUGUGACACGUCAGUGGAGGGUGUUACAAUGCUCAGGAUUCACAGAAAUGUAGACUAUUGAUUGUGAUGUUUUCUUUCGUGACAAACCACCGAUUCACCAAAUGAGCCCUCCGUACCGAGGAGGGCUGCUCUGAACCGAUUUAACCUGCAAUCGCCAUAUGAUUUGACGGAAAUGUACAAAUGCUUAAAUGUAUAAUGACCAUGUUUGUAUUUUGGGAUUCGAACCUGUACUUAACAAUCCAAUUUGAACCAGACACAACAGCAAAGAGUUGAUUUUUUUAAUUUCUUUUUCUGUACGUGGCUACAGUUUCCACUAGCUUUCGAUGCUUUCAGUUGUUUCUCCUUAAAUAAAUUUCUUUUUAAAUAAAAAAAAUGUUCAUUUUUUUGGAAUUUUAGCACUAAAAUGCUAGAUACCAUUAAAUUCUCUACAGAUAAUAUCACGUCCAAUAGGUCAACCUGUUAUCUGAAUGUCGACUGAUUUCAUUUUAUUUUGCUGGUCCAAUUUUGUUAACUUGUGACACUGUUGAUUUUCACAUGACUUAUAUGCUUGUUUGACCAAAAACAAUAGAGGAUAGCAUCAUACACUUGGAAAAGGAAGUCAGAUUCAUAUUUUCCCUGAUGUUUUCGCUGUGCCGAGGUCCACACUGGCUUUUAUUCCUUUACCUGAAUGUCUGUGUAUAUAUUUACUGAGCAUAUCGCUUUUUAGAUGAAUUUAUUUUACAAGUUUUCAUAGAUGAUGUUGUAUGUGCUUAUGAUUGUUCUGUUUCUUAAAAAUAAAAAUGAUGAAA